UUCACUGCUUCAUAUCUUCAGUUCAUUGACAACAGUGGCACCUUCUUGUUGUCUCGCAACAACUCUUUCAAGGCUGCUAUAUUCAACCCUGGUGGUCAACAAAGCAGUUUCUAUCUAUGUGUCAUUCAUGCUGCAUCCAACACUAUAAUUUGGUCUGCUAACCGUGAUGAUCCCAUCUCAGAUUCUGAUCAAAUGCUUCUAACUGUCCAAGGGAUCACAAUUCUUGAUAAAGGUGGGAACAUCAUAUGGUCAACACCACCAUUAAAAUCAGCAGUGAAUAAACUUGUGUUGACUGAGAUGGGAAAUAUUGUCUUACUUGAUCAGAGUAGUGAUUCUCUUUGGGAGAGCUUCCAGCAUCCAACUGACACAAUUGUUAUUGGACAGCGUUUACCUGUUGGGGCAUCAUUGACAAGUGCUGCAUCCAAUUCAGACUUGUCAACAGGAAAUUACAAGCUCGUAGUUACUUCCUUUGAUGCAAUACUGCAAUGGUAUGGACAGACAUAUUGGAAACUGUCACUGGAUACAAAAGCCUAUAAGAAUUCAAAUUAUGUGGCGGAAUAUAUGUCCAUAAACACUACAGGCCUUUAUCUCUUUGGACAAGAUGGAACAGUGCCUGUCUUUGUAGUUGGGUUGCCACUGGCUAAUUUUCGAAUAGCCAAAGUGGCUAUUUCUGGCCAGUUUACUAUUAUGAGCUUUUCUGGCACUGAUUGGAAGCAAGAGUUUGUGGGGCCAGAUAAUGGUUGUCAGACUCCUAUAGCUUGUGGAAGAUUAGGUUUAUGUACUGAGGACUCUGUAUCCUCUUCACCAGUUUGUUCUUGUCCCCCAAACUUCCACGUAGACGCAGGUAAUUUUGGUGGUUGUGUGCCAAGCAAUGGAUCUUAUUCUUUGCCAUUUGCUUGUAGUUCUACUCUUAACAAUAGUCAAUCAAAUUCUUCAGUUGUUUCAUUUUUUAAAAUGGGGAAUGUAGAUUACUUUGGCAGGGUUUACUCUGAUCCAGUUUUUUAUGAAAUGAAUUUAUCUGUCUGUCAAGAUCUUUGUUCCACUAACUGUUCCUGCUUGGGGAUUUUCUAUAAAAGCUCAUCUGGUUCUUGCUAUGUGGUUGAGGAUAAUUUGGGAUCCAUUCAGUCAAGUAAUGGAGGUAAAAAUGAUCUAGUGGGAUACAUUAAGGUUAUUGCCACAGCCACAACCGAUAUUGAUGAUGAUGACAGUGAUGGUGGACAAACUUCUCAAAAUGGGGGGUUUCCUGUGGUAGCAGCAGUGAUGUUACCUGCCAUUGGGUUCAUUGUUUUAAUGGCUCUAGUUGUUCUCAUGUGGAGAAGAUUGAUACUGUCAAAGAGGCAAGAAAUGAAAUUAGGGAAACCCAGUUCACAUUCUUCUGGGGACCUGGAGGCCUUCCACAUUCCAGGCUUGCCUUCAAGAUUUGACUUUGAAGAGCUUGAGGAGGCUACUGAAAACUUCAAGACUCUAAUAGGAUCAGGUGGGUUUGGAGCUGUAUACAAGGGUGUGUUGCAUGAUAAGUCUAUUGUGGCAGUAAAGAAAAUAGUGAACAUAGGCAUUCAAGGGAAAAGAGAUUUCUGCACUGAGAUUGCUGUUAUUGGAAACAUUCACCAUGUUAACUUGGUCAAAUUGAAGGGAUUUUGUGCUCAAGGGAGACACCGUUUGUUGGUUUAUGAGUACAUGAAUCGUGGAUCCUUGGACCGAAACCUCUUUGGUGGUGGACCCGUUUUAGAAUGGCAAGAGAGGUUUGAUGUGGCCCUUGGAACAGCACGUGGACUUGCUUACUUGCAUAGUGGUUGUGAGCAAAAGAUAAUUCAUUGUGACAUCAAACCCGAGAACAUUCUCUUGCAAGAUCAAUUUCAGGCUAAGAUAUCUGAUUUUGGACUCUCGAAACUCCUGAGUCCUGAACAGUCUGGUUUAUUCACCACAAUGAGAGGCACUCGUGGUUAUCUUGCUCCUGAGUGGCUUACUAACUCUGCAAUCACCGAAAAAACUGAUGUGUAUAGUUUUGGAAUGGUGCUUCUUGAACUCGUUAGUGGAAGGAAAAACUGUUAUUUUAGGUCGAGAAGCCAUAGCAUGGAUGAAAGCAACAGUGGUGGGGGCAAUUCUGAUGCCUCAUCAACAACUGGGUUGGUUUAUUUUCCACUAUUUGCAUUGGAGAUGCAUGAGCAAAGUAGUUACUUGGAGUUGGCUGAUCCAAGGCUAGAAGGGCGUGUUACAUAUGAAGAUGUGGAGAAAAUGGUUCGUAUUGCAUUGUGUUGUGUUCAUGAAGAACCAGCACUUAGGCCUAACAUGGUUACUGUUGUUGGCAUGUUGGAAGGUGGCACUCCGUUGCCACAGCCAAGGAUAGAAUCUUUGAACUUUCUUCGCUUUUAUGGUCGUAGGUUUACUGAGGCUUCCACUAUAGCAGAAGAAAAUGAGUAUGGCUCUAGGCUGCAACAACUAGCACGUGAUUCUAUAAGCAUGGCAAGUUCACCAACUGGUUUUUCAUACAUGUCUUCACAAAAUAUCUCAGGGCCAAGAUAG
Messenger RNA from Abrus precatorius (Indian licorice), 2523 nucleotides. Its product is annotated as G-type lectin S-receptor-like serine/threonine-protein kinase At5g35370. The transcript has a single exon. The record is from RefSeq and is a predicted model, not a curated record. Bases 193 to 2523 code for a protein of 776 amino acids. Gene Ontology annotation, molecular function: protein serine/threonine kinase activity; ATP binding. Gene Ontology annotation, biological process: protein phosphorylation; recognition of pollen. Lineage: Eukaryota; Viridiplantae; Streptophyta; Magnoliopsida; Fabales; Fabaceae.